Messenger RNA from Macadamia integrifolia, 3743 nucleotides. Its product is annotated as pentatricopeptide repeat-containing protein At1g08070, chloroplastic-like. Gene Ontology annotation, molecular function: RNA binding; protein binding; zinc ion binding. Bases 1654 to 3687 code for a protein of 677 amino acids. The record is from RefSeq and is a predicted model, not a curated record. The transcript has a single exon. Lineage: Eukaryota; Viridiplantae; Streptophyta; Magnoliopsida; Proteales; Proteaceae. Gene Ontology annotation, biological process: RNA modification.
AUUUGGUUGAACAAGGUAAAACUGAAAAACACUUUAAAUUUUAAUUUUAUUGGCGGACCUACUGAAAUCUAAGCUAUUAGGUACAUCUUAGACAACAUGAAAACCCAUACAUACUGGAUAAGUCUGAGGCCCUCUGUUGUAGGGUAGUGGCCCCAUAGAGGAAAAAUGUAAUUUGUUUCCCAAUACAGCACCAUCAGCUAGCCAAUGAUGACCUAUCGGUGGGUUGCUUAACUGUCCCAAUUGUCCACCCUUUGUGUCAAACUCCUAUAAACAGUAUACCAUGCCUUCUUACCUUCGAUCCCAAUGCUCAUAGAAGGUUUUUCAACAAAUUUUACAGGAGGUGUACUGACAAAUGGGAUCAUACUUGGCUUCCAAACACUCCACCACUGCCAACCAACCUUCAGAUGUGCUCCUCACUUCCAAUUCCUUUUUGAACAGUAAAAAAAUGAGUUGUGGGCCUUGUGGCAAACUUGGGUAUCACACCAGGUUGCUCGCCGCGAGAGUCCUACUAGUUUCCGUACUAACACACUAGAGGGGAAUCUAGAUCCGACACGUAACUCAUGCGCAAGGGAAUGGACGUGUCGCAACAAGUAUGCGUAUCCCUGACUGCAAACCAAAAUAAUGAAAUUUCAAGUAUCAAAUAGAUGUUAAAAAAAAAAAAAAAAAAAAAAUGUAUAUCGAAUUUACAAGUUACAAAAGAUUAUUGGCUGUCCGACGGUGAAAGUAAUUAUUGUCUUAUAUUGUAUAGAUCUUUCUCAAUAACAAAUGCAUACACUUUCUUUAUAAGAAUAAGUAUUGAUUAUCUGUCACGUCACAUGUAAAUAUUAGAAUGUAAUUUUGGUUUGAAGAUGGAAUACGGAUUCUGGUUUGCAGGACAGAUUUUCUUAGAAUACUAUCGAAGGCUCUAAACAUUUUAACUUUCUUUUUUAUUGUGAAAAAACAUUUUUUCUUUCUCAUAUCAGAAAAAACAGAAAUAAUAACCCAGCAUCAUUGGGCAUUCUUUGGAUAAACGCAAAAAGAAAUAGUAGGAACAAUUGUAAGAAGGCAAAGGAAAAACGAGAUUUUCAGCACCAUUCAAGACGAAGGGGGAAAGCCCACUCACCUCUCUCUCUCUCUCUCUCUCUCUCUCUCUCUCUCUCUCUCAUUGUUUAUCUUCUUCUCUGUUGAGAUCAGAUCCCUACCAUCUUAAGGAGAAAAAAACAGAGGAAUCCUAAGAAUAUGAGUAGCAGCACGUAAUCAACGAAGACGAAGAAAUUAGUAGAGCCGUGGUUCCUCUUCUUUCGAUUCUCGUUGGAUUCCAGUUUCGCCAUUAAUUAAUCCUCGAAGGAUUUGAGAUAUCUAGGGUUCCAGGUGAAUGCCCAAACUUCCCAGAUCUAGGGUUCCUCUUUCCCUGUCCGGGAUCGUUGCCUCAAAUAUAUAUCUCGGUUCUCUUUCAUGACAGUGUACUGGUGGUUUUCUGAAACAUCUCAAAUGACCCAGAAGGUCAAAACUGUCAUCUUCCGUUCAUUUUAUUUGUUGGGUCCCACUUCAGAUUAAGAUAAUAUUGGAUUGGAUUAAGAUUACAAUCCAACACUAACUAAAAAAAAAAGAUUACCGCAAACCCCGUGAAAUCGAGAAAACUGAAGAGUCAACCUUUCUCCGCCAUAGCAGCUCAUGGUGCUCAUCUCAAGUUACCUCCUCAACGCACGCACUUCUUGUCUUCAUGUCUCAAACGCACGCACAGAAAACCUCACUAGCUUAGCACCUUUAGUGGUUGAGGAUCGACCCCAAGCAAUAUCGCUUCUUCAACAAGCUCGAUCAAAGCGAUACUCUGUCGAAGAGGCUAAGCAACUUCAUUCCUACAUUGUUAAAUCUGGUCCUUCGCCGAACAUCUACUAUCUCAAUUCACUUAUUCGUCUCUACGCUGCUAAUGGUGCUCUGGAUGAUGCACAGAAGUUGUUCGAUGGAGUUCCUCACCGAGAUGUGGUUUCUUGGACCACCUUGGUUGAUGGGUAUGCAAAACUGGGAAAGAUGGACGAUGCUAAAGAGCUAUUCAAUUCGAUGAGGGAGAGAAAUGUGGUGUCUUGGAACGUUAUGAUCACUGGGUAUGGGAAACAGGGGAAUCUUGAGGCUGCACGCGAGAUGUUUGAUAAAAUGCCCGAACACGAUAUUGCCUCUUGGAAUUCUUUGAUUUCUUCCUUUGCCCGAAAUGAUUUGCCUGAGGAGGCGUUUAAGAUAUUUCAGAAAGUUCUAACAGAGGCUUUAGUUAUGCCAAAUAAGGUGAGCUUUUUGAGCGUUCUUCCAGCAAUUGCCGAGUUGGGUUGUGCACUUCGGGGUAGAUGUGUUCAUUCCUUGAUUCUCCGAACAGGAAUUGAGUUGGAUGGUCUAUUAUCGUCAGCUCUUGUGGAUAUGUAUUGCAAGUGUGAUUGCUUGGAUCAUGCUUUUCAAGUGCUCAAAACAAACCAAUCUCGAGACAAUGUGGCUUCUUGGAAUCCGUUGUUGGCGGGGUUAGUCCGACAUAAAAGGUUUGAAGAGGCCUUGGAUAUUUUUCAAAUUUUGCAAUUGGAGAACGUCGAACCUGAUGUUGUUACUAUCAUCACUCUUAUUGCCACUGUUGCACAAUUGGGAACUCUUGGUCUUGGAAAAUGGCUUCAUGCUUAUGCAAUUAGAAAGAGAAUUAGAGUGAGUGCAACUCUUGCCUCUGCACUUGUAGAUAUGUACUCAAAAUGUGGGUGUGUAGAGCUUGCCCUACAGGUCUUUUCCAUGGCUGAAGAAAGAACCGUUGAGUUAUGGAAUGCCAUGAUUAAUGGGCUUGCUAUCCAUGGCCAGGGAAAGGAUGCCAUCGAAUUAUUUUCUCAGAUGCGAGCAGAAAAUUCAGAAUUUGAUGAGGUGACACUUGCGUCUAUCCUCAAUGCUUGCAGUCACUCAGGGCUAGUGGAUGAUGGUCUCAGCUUCUUUGCUGCCAUGAAAGAUAUAUAUAAAAUGACACCAAAAAUCCAACAUUAUGGAUGCAUUGUUGAUCUUCUGAGCCGCGUUGGACAGCUUGAAGAGGCAAAGACAUUUAUAUGCAGCAAAAUGCACAUGAAGCCUGAUGCUGUAUUAUGGAAAUCACUACUUGGGGCUUGUAAGACACAUGGUAAUGUCGAGAUUGGUGAAUUUGCAGCUCGCCAUUUAAUUGAGCUCUGCCCCGAUGAUAGUAGUGCUUAUGUGCUUUUGUCAAGCAUAUAUGAUUCAGCUGGUCGAUUGAAUGAUGCAGUUGCAAUGAGGAAGAUGAUGAGUGAUGGGGGAGUGAGCAAGGAACCUGGUUUCAGUUUGAUCGAGUCAGGGGGUGUUGUUCAUGUGUUCCUUGUGGGAGACAGAUCACAUCCAAGGUUAGAAGAGGUAAACACCAUGUUGUGUGAAAUGAGCGAGAAGUUCAGGUCAGUUGGCUAUGCACCUGAGAAGCAGCUGGUGCUGUUCGAUAUAGAUGAUCAGGAGAAGGAAUUUGCCAUCUCACAUCACAGUGAGAAGUUAGCCAUUGCAUUUGGUCUCUGCGACACUGCAAAAGGAACUCCACUUCAUAUAGUUAAGAAUCUUAGGAUGUGUAGUGACUGUCAUGUUUUCAUGAAACUGGCCUCUAAAAUCUAUGAUCGCGAGAUAAUUGUUAGAGAUAAUCGGCGGUUUCAUCAUUUUAAAACUGGAAAGUGUUCGUGCAUGGAUUAUUGGUGAUCAAUGGAAAUUGUACCAUUUUAGAACCUUAAAUUGCAUUAAUAUUUUUUCACUUU